AUGCUCGAGAAAAGGGCCAAAGGAGCGAAAACCCCCGAUGAGAGGCAGCUCAUGAAUGAGUGGAACAUCAAGGUCUAUGCAGAUUCAAGAAACGUCAAAGCUUUCUUACUCCGGCCUUUCCCAAACUUCCCUUCUGUCGGUCAUGCUAUAGUCAUCUUCCUCUAUUGCGCCAUCAACCUUAUCUUUUGCUUCGUCAAUCUCGAGUUCAAUAAGCCCAGCAAUUUUGCUGCUAGGUUUGGGUGGAUGUCCAUGGGUAACAUCGCGUUGGCCGUUUUCUUUGGCUUGAAAAACACGCCACUGGCUCUGCUUAGUCCUUUCUCCUAUGAUGGACUGAAUCUUUUACAUCGAAUCGUCGGUUACACUGCCGUUGCUCAGAUGGUCUUCCACGGUAUCUGCUACAUGAAGUGGGAGGACAUGCAUCAAGCCUGGUCCAAAUUUCUGGAGCCCGAGAACUGGGAAGGAAUCGCUGCGGGAUUUGCCAUGUUGGUUCUCAUGAUGGGGUUCCUCAGGCGCUUUGGAUACGAGGUCUUCUACAUAAGCCACAUCAUCGGCUGCAUCCUGACACUUGUUUUCGUGGGAUUACACAGACCCUAUUGGGUCGAGAAGAUCUGCAUAGCGAGUCUAUUUGCCGCCUGCAUCUGGAUCAUCGACCGCUUGAUCCGGGCAUGGAGAUUAAUGUUCAAUUUCGUCGAUAAUAGAGCCACGCUUCAUGCCUUACCAAACGGCGGCGUGAAGCUGAUAUCGACAAAGCAGCUUGCGUGGGCGGCCCCAGGCUCGCACUGCUUCGUCUGGAUCCCGAGUGUCCGGCCAUUCGAGACGCAUCCUUUUACUAUAGUAUCUAACACGACCUCUGGUCUCGAGCUUAUUAUGAAGUCUCACAGUGGCUUCACCAAAGCAGCUUAUCAGUAUGCAGUCUCAAGACCAGGUGCCAGUAUCCGGGUCUCUUUCGAUGGGCCCUAUGGGUCCUUCCCAGAUCUCACAUGUUAUGAUAGGAUUGUUCUCAUUGCAGGAGGGAGCGGUGCUACCUUUACAAUGGGCUUGGCUUGUACAGUCUUAGAGUCGCUUGGGCCUGAUUCGACUCAAUUUAUCGACUUUAUUUGGGCAGUAAAGACAAAGGAAAACCUGGCUUGGUUCUCAGAGCAGUUGGAAAAGCUCAGAAGCCAUGCAUCACAUGUGUCUCUCAGCUUACACAUUACCACUGACAAUGUACAAAUGUCAUCUGACGAGAAUCUCAGUUCUAUUUUCAGCGCGUCACCUCAUGAUACACCGACGCCUGAGACGCCUGAGAUCACAGAGAAACACGUUUCGGAGUCUGGGAGUCCCUUAGAGACCGACGAAAUGCCAGCUGAAAAAGAGACGCAAGGAAACAUGAACUCAGUCAAUACGGCUGAAGUAAACAACAGGCAUGGUCUCAAGUAUGAAAAAUUGAGGGCGGAAGCCAUGAUCCAUGAGUCAAUCCAAACAGCUGGAAGCGACAGCCGUAUUUUGAUUGCAUCAUGCGGGCCCAAGUCUCUUAUGGCAGCCGUCUCGGCCGCGGCGACCCGACAUAUGACACCAGAGGGCCCAAGCAUAGAUGUCCAUUGUGAGUCUUUUGGAUGGUAA
This is a messenger RNA of Clonostachys byssicola, 1602 nucleotides long. Lineage: Eukaryota; Fungi; Ascomycota; Sordariomycetes; Hypocreales; Bionectriaceae. The record is from the annotation of a GenBank genome assembly.